Acipenser ruthenus (sterlet) is the source of this 2103-nucleotide messenger RNA. Its product is annotated as XK-related protein 8-like. The coding region runs from base 397 to 1665 and encodes 422 amino acids. Gene Ontology annotation, biological process: phosphatidylserine exposure on apoptotic cell surface; apoptotic process involved in development; engulfment of apoptotic cell. NCBI's taxonomy places the organism in Eukaryota, Metazoa, Chordata, Actinopteri, Acipenseriformes, Acipenseridae. The transcript has 3 exons. Gene Ontology annotation, cellular component: plasma membrane. The record is from RefSeq and is a predicted model, not a curated record.
UACAUAUACUCGUAUGAUUACGAUGCAUUAUAUCAUUUAUCUAGUCGCAACAGGACAAGAAGUUUUCGAGAUAUGUAAAACUAUGUGAUGUCUGUCUGUCUGACCACUGUUGAUAAAUUAAAAGAGUCUUUUAACCCACUGUGUUAAGAUGAAACCUCUUGUUAUCUGAAAAAGCACUGGAAAGUCCAACCCUUUAAUACAAAUACAUACUGUAUAUAGCCAUUGCACUUUCACUUUUAAUUUCAGAAGUACAAAGUACAAAAUAUUAUGAACAAGCUGGGCCAGUUUAUAAAGGGAGUUACAAGCCGAUGACGUUUUAAUAACCGGUGCUUUGUAUGACUUUGAUAACCCGGGUCAGAAGAGAGCGAGAUUAGGAGACAAAAGGAUACAGGCACCAUGGAAGAUCGUUUUAAAUAUUCCUGUCUGGAUUUCUUCAUGACUCUUUUUGGAGUCAUCAGUUUCUUCUUCGACCUGGGAGCAGAUAUCUGGACUGCAGUCGAGUUUUAUUUGGAAGGAGACUAUCACUGGCUCGGGGUGCAGCUAUCCCUGUUUUUUCUCUCCUCUGUUUUGGUGCAUAUUUUCAGCUGGAUCUGGUUUAGGAACGACACGCUGGAGCCAGGCUUCAAAUCCGGGACAAGGACUGAAGGGUGGAUGGUAAAAUACGGAUUAGUUUUUCACAUAUUCCAGCUGGGUCUUCCACUGAGGUACAUGGUUGCCAUAGAGCUGGGGCACAUGGCUCUCAAGGGUGGCCAAUCAGGACACGCCAUUUACCGGACAUGUGACCUGAGCAUGCUGCGACUGUUUGAGACUUUCUCUGAAAGCACUCCUCAGCUCACCCUCAUGGUCUAUAUCGUCAUCCAGAACAACAAGGCAGAAAUCUUCCUGUGUGUCAAGAUCGCUCUCUGUCUCUUUGCCAUCACUGGAUCGGUUGUCGACUACCACCGCUCGCUGCGCUCCUUCCUGCCAGAGAAAAGCAAACUGCGCUGCAGGUCCUCCAUCGUCUACUUCCUGUGGAACCUGCUGCUGAUCGCUCCGCGUGUGGGCGCUGUGGCCCUCUUCACCUCCGUCUUCCCCCCUUACAUCGCACUGCACUUCCUGCUGCUGUGGGCAGCCCUGCUCUUCUGGGCCUGGGCCCAGCACACUGACUUCAUGGAUAGCGGGCCGGGAGAGUGGCUCUAUCGCGCCAUGGUGGCCCUCAUCUGGUACUUCAGCUGGUUCAACGUGGCGGAGGGCAAGACAAUGGGGAGGAGCCUCAUCUACCACACCUUCAUGGCAGUAGACAGCAGCAUUCUCCUGGGGACGUGGUAUUGGUACAGGGACCCCAUUGUGACAGACCACUACGUGCUGCCUCUGCUGCUAGCUCUGCUCGCCUCCUACCUGUUGGGGUUACUGCUCAAAACCAUAUACUACAAGCUCUUCCAUCCUAAAAUCUGGCAGCCACUGCCAGAAUCAGAGGAAAGUAACUUACAGAUGCGUUCUCUUUCCAUCUCAGAAUCGAGCGAUAGUCAUGAUAUACAUGUCGAUUUUCGGUCCGGACCGACUGUUUAUCCCUCUACAGUUGUGGUCAACAAGCGGAUGAGGACCCUCGCCAAUAACUUUUACUCUUCUGCAUCUACACCCCGUAAUUUAACCAUGAAUGGGAUUGAAAUGGACAGCCUUGUUUAAUACUAUGCCAGGUACUUUAUGACCUGGUUUUGAUCGCAUCAAGGGUUACCUUAUGUGACGGAUUUUAGUACUCAUGAAAAGUGUAUUAAGUGUAUUGGCAGCAGUGGAGUUUAAAGUCCUCUCUACUUAUCCACAAAGCAAAGAUACGUACACAGUAGGUUACCCCGCCCUCACAGGGCAGUGGUUUUCAACCCCAGUCCACGGGGGACCCAUGUCUUCUGGUUUGCAUUCCAACUGAGCUCUCAAUCACUUAACUUAACCCUUAAUUGAAAUAAUAAUUAGGUUAAUUAGACCUUUUUUAAUUGUUCACCGCUCCUAAACAAUUGGAGAUUUCAACUUAACUAUAAAAUGUUAUAAAUAACUUGAGAUCUGCAAUUUUUUAGAAGCGGAGAACAAUUAAAAAGGCCCAGUUAAGCUAAUUAUUAGUUCAAUUAAAGG